Xiphias gladius (swordfish) is the source of this 3554-nucleotide messenger RNA. It is a transcript of the gene pcsk9, whose product is annotated as proprotein convertase subtilisin/kexin type 9. Gene Ontology annotation, biological process: proteolysis. The transcript is spliced from 12 exons. Gene Ontology annotation, molecular function: serine-type endopeptidase activity. The record is from RefSeq and is a predicted model, not a curated record. NCBI's taxonomy places the organism in Eukaryota, Metazoa, Chordata, Actinopteri, Istiophoriformes, Xiphiidae. Bases 297 to 2285 code for a protein of 662 amino acids.
UAACGCAGGAGAAUCAUUCGAUACUAAAGCGGUGGCGUGAGCCCAGGAGACGUCACCAGUCCCCGCCUUCAAUUAUAAGAAUCAAUUGUUCGAUUUUUCUCUGCCCCAAAAAUCAGAAGAGAUAGUUGGAGGAUUAUCUGGCUGACACACGCACGGGACGCGCGGCCGUGUCGGCGACACCUUAACAUCUGGACAUCUCAGGCUGAAACAAAAACCCUCAUUGGGGGAUUUGUGUCAUUCAGUAGCUGCCCUAGUCAUUUUUUUUUAAACUGGAAACAGUCCAAGCGCUGUGAAGAAUGCGUCGCGCCUCGACCUGGAUCGGCUGGGCGCUGUGUUUGUGCGCAUCUUUGGCCGUGAGCGCGCAGAACUACCCCGAGGACGCCGCGAUGACCCUGGAUCUGAUCCGUGGGGACGGGGCUCAACCUGAAUCCGAGUUCCUCAGGUGCAACAAGGCGGCAUGGCGCGUGCCCGGUCAGUACCUGGUAAUACUGCAUCAGGGGACGCACGAGUCUCACGUCCAGAGGACCAUCGGGAGGCUGAGGGCCAAAGCGGACAGGAGAGGCUACCAGCUGCGGAUCCUGCAGACCUACUCUGGGGCUCUGCACGGCUUCCUGGUUAAGAUGAGCACUGACGUCCUCCAGCUGGCGGUGAAGCUCCCUCAUGUCCACUACAUAGAGGAGGACUCGUCCAUCUUUGCUCAGAGCGCCCCCUGGAACCUUCAGAGGUUACUGCAGCCUCAUGGUGGCGUCUCUGAAAAUGGAACAUAUCGACCUCCCAAUGAUGGAGGGAUGGCGGAGGUGUAUCUGAUGGAUGGCAGUGUUCAGAGCUCUCACAGAGAGGUCGGAGGACGAGUGCUCAUCACAGACUUCAACAACGUCCCCGAGGAGGAUGGAGUCAGAGUUCACAGACAGUCCAGCCAGUGUGACAGUCACGGCACGCACGUCGCUGGGGUUGUGAGUGGGUCGGACUCUGGUGUCGCCCGAGGCGCUGGUGUGAACCUGGUCCGUGUGCUCAACUGUCAGGGGAAAGGGACCGUGUCGGGAGCUCUGGCGGGUCUGGAGUAUAUCCGGGCAACUUUACUGGCCCGUCCGGUGCAGGCAGUGGUCGUUCUGCUGCCUUUCAUCGGCGGCUUCAGUCGUUCACUGAACGCGGCCUGUCGAGACAUGGUGGCUAACGGGGCUGUGGUGAUCGCCGCAGCGGGGAAUUACAGAGAGGAUGCCUGCCUCUACUCGCCUGCUUCAGAGCCUGAGGUCAUCACCGUAGGGGCGGUUAACGCAGCGGACCAGCUCAUGUCACAGGGAGCGGGUGGCACCAACGUGGGCCGCUGCGUGGAUCUGUUCGCGCCCGGCGAUGACAUCGUCGGCCCCAGCAGCGACUGCAGCACCUGUUUCACCACCAGAAGUGGAACCUCCCAAGCCGCGGCCCAUGCGGCCGGUGUGGCGGCGGUGAUCCUGUCGUCCAAUCCGGACACGUCACCGGUGCAGGUCCUGCAGAUGAUGCUGCAUCACUCCGUCAGCAACGCCGUCAACCUCCUCUCUCUGUCUGACACGCACCGGCUCACUACUCCAAACCUGGUAGCAGCCAUGCCCCCUGCCAACGGCACCGCAUAUGGGGAGCUUCUGUGUCGGACCGUGUGGUCAGAGAGGUCCGGGGUCGCGAGCACCGACAGCGCUGUCAGCCGCUGUCGUCAGGGGGAGGAGAUGAUGGGCUGCAGCGGCCACGCCCCCGACGGUGCUCGCGUGGGAGAAACCGUCACUAUGAACAGGGAGCAGAUGGAGUGUGUUGCCUAUAACGGCCCGGGGGGCAGAGGUGUGUACGCUGUGGCCCGCUGUUGUGUGACAGGCGGUCUGCGGUGCCAGCCCCAUGCUGGUCCUGAGCCCGGGCAAGACGCUGAGUGUGUCGGCCCCCAGCACCAGCUGACCGGGUGUACAUCUUGGUCCACCGCUGAGGUCUCGUCCAACUCCCGUCCACAUCUCGGAGAUCGAAAGCGCUGUGCCGGGAAGGACGGGGUAACGUCGCAUGCCGUGUGCUGCCAUGCUCCAUCUCUGGAGUGCCACCUGUUGGAGAACACAUUAGCCGAUAAAGACCAGGUCGAGGUGUCCUGUCCCUCCGGUUGGACUCUGACAGACUGUAGUGUCGUCCCUCAGGGCUCUGCUGUCUUGAGGCUCGUUGCCAAGGGCAACAGUUGCCGUGUCCGUGGCGCCACAGGAGCUGAUGGGGCAGUAGGCGUCGCUGUCUGCUGUCGUGUUAGACCACCAGAGCAGCCCGCCACAGAUCCUCAAUGAUCCGGUCUCACACCACAAUGAUGUCCUACACCUUGAAAGCAGCUUUGGCAUCUCUCUAGUACAGUGUUGUUGUCUUUCAUCAGCGUUGAUGUCCUCUAGACCCCUGUAUACACCUCAGCACCUAACAUUCACGUGUGACUGAAAGCACUUCUGUAAAGCUCUUGGUGAGUGUUUCAGUUGUGGGAUUAGGUCAAAAUAUGCUCCAGUACACUUAUUGUAUUAAUGCCUCAGACGUGAAAAUGUUGCCUCAUCUGGUACAACUUGUUAGCUAUUUUGAAACCAUAUACCAUACACAGUUUGUAAAUCUAGCCUAAUAUUUUUGUAUCUUUUUACAAAACGAGAAAAAAAAAAUGUAAGGAGCUUUCGUGAACAUGUUUUUUUAACAUAAUGGCCCAGUUGUAGCUAUCUGAUGUACUUUCUGCUGGCUUUUUAUAAACUGAUGAGCUGAGAUUAACUGGUUGCUAUGAAAAUUUUGAAUUGAUAAAAACUAUUAUAACCUGUCUUAAGACGUGGCACAUAAGACUGUAUGUAGAGAGCGAGGACGGCUCAGUCAGGCAGCAGCACAGCUCUGGGUGUCAGCCUGAUUGAUAAACCUUAAUACCUUGUGCUCACUUUGCUUUGCAUUUAGUUUGGAACAGCAGGUGCACACAAAACAAGUUAAACAGCUGACUUCACGGUGAACCUUCCAAUUUCCUGCUCGCAUAAAACACAUUUGUCUGUCCUGAGAACUGAACUGCAUUACCGUGGCAGUGGCUUUUCCACAGAUCUAAUCAAAAUAAAUGGACUGAAACAAUAGUCUGUGCCUUGACAGCCAAGCAGGCAUGCUGGGCUUCAAUCCUGGUUGUUUCUGAUUUGCACAGAUGGAUGACUUCAUUAUGGGGAGCACCGCGGGGAUAUUCAUCUAACACUGCCAGCUGUGGUGCACCGAUGAGUGGAAAGAAGUUUGAUUGUGACAGAAACCCUGAUAUCAUUAAAGCUACAUUGAUAUAUCCGAUUCAUGACAGAUGCCAUAUCAGUGAAUGGGUUGUUUUUUCACAAGAAUAUGAACAGGAAUUGUACAGGAAUUCCUCAGGUGGAGCUCAAUUGUGUGUCUUGUCUCAGUCCAAUCCAUACUCUGCAGAAUGAGGAGGGAUAAGGUACUGAGGGGAAACCUUGUGGCAGUCAACAUAUAAAAAGGUCCAAAUGAAAAUGAACAUGCACCAAUAUUAUUCAAGGCAUUAUGAAAUAAAGCAGUGAAUAAUGUGACAAUCUGCAAACAUAUAUAAAAAC